AGAACAAAACAAAAUUUAUGGAGUCAUGUACUGGACAAAAGUCACGCUAUAGAGUGUCGUGUUGCGUAGUAGAGUGUCGAGGUGCAAUAUAGAUCCCAAGGUCGCGAGGCGUAGUAUAGGUGGACGCGAGGCGAAAUAGAGAGUCGCGAGGCGUAAUAGUGAGACGCGUAUGUAAUAAUAGAGAGAUGCGAGGCGUAAUAGAAGGACGCGAUGCGUAACAGAAGGACGCGUUGCGUGAUGGAAAGACGCGCAAACAAGGGCGACGCGGCGUGUAGGAAGAGGGGACGCGUACUUUCGCGCCAUUUGCCUUGGUUACCCGUGAAUAAAUUUCGAAUUUUUUCAAUUGACUGGCAAAUUAAUCAAGACAAAACACGAAAGAAAAAGUAAGUUUUUGUAGCAGCUGGGCUGACCGUUCUCUCUGAUUUUUUCUCUCCUGUUUUUUUAAUUUCUGCUGUAUUAUAGUUAUAUUCUGAUAAAUUGUGAGAAGUUGCUAAUUCAUAAGUAUGUGUAGUAGUGAAGGGAAGCAAUGUAGGGCAACGACGACAUUUGUCAACACAGGUAUAGCUGGCACCCCCCCCCCCUCCUCAUAUAUAUUUUCUCAUUAAAAUUUGUAAUGGGCUAGCUAUACUAUUGCUAUAAAUAAUGGAUUAUAUUAUUUGCCCUAGCAACUUUUACUUCCUUUUUUCCUUCCCUUGUAUACACCACCAAUCAACCCCCCUCCCCCUGCAACGAGGAGGGUGCCGAUAAGCCGAAAAAUGUUAUUACACUGCUUGCAUGCUAUUCUGUUAUAAGCAAUGUGCUGUUUUUGUAUUAAUAUUGUGUUUUGUAUCACCAUGUGAUUACAAUGUUUUGAUAGGUAAACAGGGCAGCUUAUAAAACAGAACGUAGGACUACGACUGGUAGUUAAAUGGAACUGUGCGGUGCAUAUGCAUGUGUACAACAACACUGUCAACAGGUGUAUUGUAAUGAUGGCAAAUUUCUCAAGUUUUGGUUUUCUUCAAGUGACACUGCACCCAUUUUCAAGAAUUUUAAAUAAUGCAGCAAAUAUGUACAAUGUUCUUAUUCGAUUUUCCUUUAAGGAUAUUCUUAAGACAUUUUUAAAUUUUUGUCUUACUAUCGUGAAUAUUUAUCGGCAUGGUUGUAAUUUUCAAAACUUUCAAGCUAAAUUGUAUGUGAUGUUUUAGGAAUUAAAAAUUGAUUCAGCAUGCAGAAAGUGAAAGACGCUAUAGACAGACUGAAUAAUGCAUUGGAUGGUCUGUCAUCAUCAACAACAAGUACUCAAAAUAAUCCAAAUCAGAACAUCUUCCAGAGUCCAAACUCACAUCCAAGUCCAAACUUACAUCCAAGUCCACAACAUCAGAGAAUUCUACAAGAUUUCAAUAAGCAAUUUCCAGCGUUGAAUGCUGGUGGUAGCCGAUAUCGCCCACAAGCAAAGAAACCACGUCUCUCUAAUAACUUCAUUAAGGACACAUGGACCCAUAAAUUCUGUGCACUGAGCUACAAAGAUACAUCAGUUUCACCUAAUACACGUGAAUUAAUGGAGCUAAACCAAGUUGGUCUCGGAAUUGAAAAAGUUGUUUUUCCUUCCAAAACUGGAACACAUGCUAUGCUUCUGGAAGAGUUAACAAAAGCUUAUCCAAAAUUAUCAUCACAGAGUGGUGGCAUUGAACUUCUGAGGGCUGAGAGUGGUGGAAUAAACCGACCAUUGGUGUUGAUACCACCAAGAAAAGAUGGUUAACUUUUAAACAUAUUUCGAACAUUUUGGAGGGAAUUUCGUCUGGCAUUUUUAGGAUUUAUUGUAUGAUUAAACAAACAAGUGGUUUUGUUGACAUUUCGUGUACUUAUGCAGUACUUUUAUUUUUCAGAAUAUAACAUGAAUAUACAACAAUUGAGUCCAGUUGAUUUUAUUAAGAAUUCUGUUGUUGAUACAUUGAAACUAAUCCAGUCGUUAUUGUCAUCCUUUGUUGACGCGAAUACAGCAGAUUUGGAUUAUCCUGUCUAUAGACUUGAUGAACUUUACAGCUUCUGCUCUAGAGCAGCUUUAGAGUAUCCAGAUGUUAUAACCGAAAAUGUACUGAGUAGUAUUCAUCAAGCAUCAGUGAUAAUUCAAUCAGUGAACAAAACUAGUAACGCGGAAACUGUACGGCACAAGAUAGGCAGGCCUUCUUUCGAUAUACCUGAGGAAACUCUAAAAACUUUAGUGAGGUUGAAUUUUUCGCAGACGGCAAUAGCUGAAAUGUUCGGAGUAAGUGCAAAAACUAUUCAAAGAAGAUUUAAAGAGUUUGAUAUUGAACCUAAAUCGCACACUAUGAUUGGUGACGAGGAACUUGAUGAACAUGUCAAAAAAAUUAUUUCAGAUUUUCCUAACUGUGGCAUACGUAGAAUGAAAGGUUUUUUACUGUCUCAUGGUUAUCACAUUCCUUGGAAAGUUGUUCGUGAUAGUAUGUGGCGGGUUGAUCCAUCAGGGCUAUUGAUGCGCUCGUUGCAACGUAAUGUAGUUCGAAGAAGAAAAUAUAGUGUUGCAGCGCCAAGGUCAUUGUGGCAUAUAGACGGCAAUCACAAAUUGAUAAGAUGGUCGAUAGUCAUUCAUGGCGGCAUAGAUGGGUAUUCUAGGCGUCUAAUGUUUCUGUCGUGCGGAUCAAGUAACAAGGCUACUGUAGUACUCGAUUUAUUUCUGACCGCAGUACAAAAUUUUGGCUUGCCGUCGCGUGUAAGAGGAGAUCAUGGGGUGGAAAAUGUAGACGUUGCUUGGUUUAUGAUAUCAAGACGAGGAAGUAAUCGUGGUAGCUUUAUCGCUGGGAAAAGUUGCCAUAACCAAAGGAUAGAGAGGUUCUGGAGAGAUCUAUUCCACGGCUGCACAUACAUAUACCACAACAUAUUCACUUACUUGGAAGAGAUAGGAGCCUUGGAUAUAUCGAAUGAGUUGCAUUUGUUUUGCCUUCAUUAUGUUUUUAUUCCAAGAAUAAAUGCACAUUUUCAAAGAUUUAUCCUGGGCUAUGAUCACCAUCCUAUCCGAACAGAGAGAAACCUUUCUCCUCUUCAAUUAUGGGAAAGAGGUUUGUUGUUGCAAAGGAGACCGUCAGAAGAUGAUAUUGUCGAUGACUGCGAUUCAUAUGGUAUAGAUUGGAGUGUACCGAGUCAUUAUAUCGAAACCCGUGACGAUGCUAUUGUGGUUCCCGAGAUAAAUCAUCCAUUUCAAAGUAAUGACUUAUACCUGGAAUUUUGUAGAUCUAACGAUCCAAUGGCAAAUUGCGAUAACUUCGGUAUCGAAGUGUUUCUUCGAACUGUUCAGGUCGUAGAAAGUACAUUGUUAUGAACACCACUAUUAGUUCACUCACAGAACUUUUGAUUGAAUUGCUUAACUUGACAUUAGUUACAUUAGAUACAUUACAAAGAAGAAAUUCAAACAUUUUGUUCACUAUAUACGUACUAGAUAUUAUGCUUAGGUAAAAUAAAGCUCCUUCAGUUCUUCUAACCACGCGAAAAAAUAGCCACAGCAGUAGUCAUUUAAUAAGUUCUUCCCGUGCCUAAUUAUAGAGCGCGCUCUUUUUUGUUUCCCCGUCCCAACGUCGAAAAGUUGUAUUAUGCCCUGAUCGAGGUUGUUAUUCUGCUUAUCAUAACUCCCCUCUAAUAGGCAUAUAAUAUACACGAGAGGUUAUGAUGAACUAGUAGCCCUUGUACACCAAGUAUGGAAUCUUUUUUUUUCAUUUUUUCCUUUUAAAGUAUUCAUGACAAGAAAAAAGUGAAGAUGUAUGUAAGCGUAGUUCUUUCUCUGACACGGAUCCUCCCAUCACACAUCUUAUUACGCUCCGACUUUACACGUAUUUCUAUUACGCCUCGCGUCCUUCUAUUACGCCUCGCGUCUCUCUAUUACGCCUCGCGUCUCUCUAUUACGCCUCGCGUCCUUCUAUUACGCCUCGCGUCUCUCUAUUACGCCUUGCGUCUCUCUAUUACGCCUCGCGUCCUUCUAUUACGCCUCGCGUCUCUCUAUUAUUACAUACGCGUCUCACUAUUACGCCUC
Molecule: messenger RNA, 4021 nt
Organism: Hydractinia symbiolongicarpus
Lineage: Eukaryota; Metazoa; Cnidaria; Hydrozoa; Anthoathecata; Hydractiniidae
Exons: 2
Coding region: 1844-3316 (490 amino acids)
Biological process (GO): DNA integration
Molecular function (GO): nucleic acid binding
Source: RefSeq, a predicted model, not a curated record